This is a messenger RNA of Racocetra fulgida, 248 nucleotides long. The record is from the annotation of a GenBank genome assembly. Lineage: Eukaryota; Fungi; Glomeromycota; Glomeromycetes; Diversisporales; Gigasporaceae.
ACAUAAGGAACAAAAACAAUAAUUACUUAGCAAUAGUAAAAGCUAUGGAUGAGUUGUAUAUAUUUCAUAGUGGUUAUAGAACACUAGCAGCUAUAGAAAAUGAAAUACCACGAGAAUAUGCUAUAUCAAAUGCUAAAAACCAAUUAAAUAAUCAAAUGAAUAAUGCGAUACCUAUUUAUUUGUUUAAUAUUACAAAUUGUAAAUAUGAUGAUAAUUCUGAUCAUCUUACUGGAAAUGUUGAUUAUUGA